Messenger RNA from Cydia strobilella, 2484 nucleotides. It is a transcript of the gene Patj, whose product is annotated as patj homolog. Bases 166 to 2472 code for a protein of 768 amino acids. Gene Ontology annotation, molecular function: protein binding. Lineage: Eukaryota; Metazoa; Arthropoda; Insecta; Lepidoptera; Tortricidae. The transcript is spliced from 16 exons. The record is from RefSeq and is a predicted model, not a curated record.
UACUAAUACAGUUUCUUAUUGCUCUUUCUUGUGUGUCAUCAGUUCAUUCGGACUAUUAGUGUUGUGUAGUUUUACGAGUUUCCAAAAGUAUAAAUUCCAGACAUUUAAUUUUCAUGGUUUAGUGGUCGUACUGUUCGUGAUUCACAAAUAUAAUAAGUAUCCAGGAUGCAUCUUGGUGUAAAUUUGUCCAAUGCUCUUCAGCAAUUGGAAAGUGUGAAAGCUGCUGUGGAUCAAAGUGAUGACCCGAAACUGAAGGCUGCUACCAAUGAUGACCUGAACAUGUUGAUAAGCUUACUAGAGAGUCCGAUCCUGAAGAGCAUAGCUACACUUCAGGACUCUGUUGGCAUGCUGGCUACACAAGUGGCUCAUCAUCCUUCGAUUCUGCCCGGUGACUUUGAUAUUACUCCUGCAGGUGAACUUGCUCUCCAAGCUCGAAACUUGUACGGCGCGGAGGGCGAGGAAGAACAACGAGUCCCGCAGGUGUCUCCGCCGCACUGCCUCGAUUUCGGCUCGAGCUCGGACAACGAGCGCGUGUUGGGGCUUGACACUGCCUCCAUCGACUCGAAUAUGUCGCCUAAACAGAGUCAUGGCAUCCUCGAAAUGUCCAGAAACGACGACUCUCUGGCGUCUGCCUCUCCUAACAUAGUUGCGGGCGACUGGGCGCAAGUGGAGGUCAUAAACCUCGUCAACGACGGCACUGGUCUUGGAUUCGGUAUAAUUGGAGCAAGGACUAGUGGUGUGAUUGUCAAAACCAUCUUGGCGGGCGGCGUCGCGGACCGCGACGGGCGUCUCAAGUCUGGAGAUCACAUUCUACAAAUAGGAGAUGCUCAUUUGGUGGAAAUGGGUUCCGAGCAAGUGGCAGGCGUGCUCCGAGCAUCCGGUUCUCGGGUCCGCCUGGUGGUAGCGCGCGCCGUGGACCCGGCGCUAGCGCCGCCCGCCGCCGCGCCGCUCGUCCCCGCCAGGCUCCUGUCGGACCCGGAGGCGCUGGACCGGUAUCUGCUGGAAACCGGCUUCGAGCAGGUGUUCCACACCCAGCCGGCGCACCACCCGCCCGCUUCUCGGUUCGUGUUCGACAGCGCGGUGACGCCGCCUCCUGAUACAGAUGCUGAAUCACCGGAGGUCGACAGAUUUACGGUGCAGUUGAAGAAGGAUGAGAAUGGACUGGGAAUAACUAUAGCAGGUUACGUGUGCGAAAAAGAGGAGCUUUCGGGUAUCUUCGUGAAGUCGGUGUCGGCGGGAAGCGCGGCGGCAUUAAGCGGUCGUGUGCGAGUCAACGAUCGCAUCGUGGCCGUUGAUGGCGCGUCGUUGGCUGGCAAGUCCAACCAGCGCGCCGUCGAUGCGCUUAAACAGAGCGGGAAUCUCGUCACACUCGAGCUGGAGAGAUACCUGCGCGGUCCGAAAUAUGAGCAGCUGCAGCAAGCAAUAGCAGCGGGUGAGAGUGCUGGGGUCGCAACUGUCGCGCACAACCCGUUCCUGCACAUGCACCGACCGGAACCGGCGCACCAAGACAUACAGAUGACAACGUUACACAACGUGGAAUCCAGCGUGGAGGAUCCUGCGCCGUCGCCGCCGCGCAGCCCGCCCGGCGCGCGCGCGCAGCCCGCGUUCGAGAUGCCAAGGGGCGCCGAACAGAAGGAGGCUAUUAGGAGGAAGUGGCAGUCCAUAUUAGGCGAAGACGUGGAAAUCGUAGUAGGAGUAGUGAUGCGCGGCGGGGGCGGGCUCGGCAUCUCGCUAGAGGGCACGGUGGACGUGGAGGGAGGCCGCGAGGUGCGGCCGCACCACUACGUGCGCUCCGUGCUGCCCGAGGGGCCCGUGGGCCGCGCCGGCGUGCACCGCCCCGGCGACGAGCUGCUCGAGGUGAACGGGCACCGGCUACUGGGCAUGAACCACCUGGAGGUGGUGUCGAUCCUGAAGGAGCUGUCGAGCGAGGUGUGCAUGGUGUGCGCGCGACCUCGCCCCGCUCCUGCGCAUGCGCAUGCGCCGCCGCUCGACCUGGCGCCGCCCGCGCCCACGCUCGUCAAGGCUAAAUCAGACGGCAGCCUAGCUGGCGCGGGUGCUGAGGAAGGCGGGUCGCUGUCGGGCGGGAAGGUGCGCUCGCGCAGCCUGGAGCCGCUCACGGGACUGGCCAUGUGGUCUUCCGAGCCGCAGAUUAUAGAACUGCUGAAAGGCGAGCGCGGCCUCGGCUUCUCAAUCCUAGACUACCAGGACCCGUUGCGACCCGCGCACACGCUCGUGGUGAUCCGCUCGCUCGUGCCGGGCGGCGUGGCCCAGCAGGACGGCCGGCUCAUCCCCGGCGACCGGCUGCUGUUCGUCAACGACCAGAACCUCUCGGACGCGAGCCUGGAGCAGGCGGUGGCGGCGCUGAAGGGCGCGGCGCGCGGCGUGGUGCGCAUCGGCGUGGCCAAGCCGCUGCCGCUCGUCGACGCGCCUCCCCCUCCCCUGCCAGCCUCCGCGCCGCCCAGCCACCACUGAGGGCGCGGCGUG